Messenger RNA from Durusdinium trenchii, 168 nucleotides. Lineage: Eukaryota; Dinophyceae; Suessiales; Symbiodiniaceae. The record is from the annotation of a GenBank genome assembly.
AUGAGGAGCAAAAAAAUCAAGCAGCUGGAUUGCAGCGGAAAAACUCCGCGUUGGAGGUGGAGCUGGUUGAAGGCCACCAGAAGGCGCAACAGUUGGCGGAGGAAAACAAGGAGCUCUUCAAAACGGUACAGCAGCUGCGCAGGCAGCUGCAACGUUUGGAAGGCCUGA